Cuscuta europaea is the source of this 3725-nucleotide messenger RNA. Lineage: Eukaryota; Viridiplantae; Streptophyta; Magnoliopsida; Solanales; Convolvulaceae. The record is from the annotation of a GenBank genome assembly.
UUUUCUUCGGUUCCAACCAUUCUUUUCCUUUGAUUUCCUGGAAAUGAAUUGAGCACGAGGACGAAUCAAUUGACCACAAAGACGAAAAUCAGAGGACCAAGAGGAGGAGAAAUCUGCCGCUGCUGCUAUGGAGCACUGAAGCACCGACUAAAGCCACUACUGCCGCUAAUUAGCAUCGAUGAAACCAUCGCCACCGCUAAUUCGCGCCAGCAAAGCCACCACCGCUACUAAUGAGUUCUAUCGCUGCCGUCACCACCCUUUUCUACCUCUUUCGUUCAGCCACCACCACAUAAGGAUGGUUCGAAAGAUGUAAAUGAAAGCAGUAAAAAAUGAGCCGCAAUCACUGCUCUCUACGAGUUGCCGGUUCUCCUUUGACUAAUCGCAUAAUCCUUAUCUUUCUCCUUCAAAUCCAAAAUAGCGUCCAUUUGAUUUGCACUUCAACUCUCCAAAUUCUUCUCAGGUAUUAGUUAUCGAUAUUAUCUCUAUCCACAAGUGCAUCGCUAACAUCUCGCAUAUUAUAAACACACACACACUUCUCUCUGAAACCCAUGGUCACAUUGGCAAAGCUAAAUUACUCACCCAUGGUCGCACACUCUACCUUAACUCUGUGUACCAUGUCCCACACCUUAAGUAUAAUUUAUUGUCUAUUCAAAAAUUGUGUGCGAAUAAUGGUUGUCAAGUGGUUUUUGAUAAAAAUUAUUUUUCUGUCAAGGACAAUCAAAAGGGGGAUCUACUUCUUCAGGCUUCCAAUAAAGACCAUAUUUACCCAUUUUCUGCUUUUCAAGCCCAAGUAGUACCUGGCCCGGUUUGGCACAAACGUUUAGGGCAUUGUGGUGACCGAGUUCUCUGCACUCUUAGGCGAAAUAAUUUUAUUUCAUGUUCUUCGUCUUUUCUUCACAAUUGUGUUUCUUGUAAGUUGGGAAAAUCCCACAGAUUACCGUUUAAAGAUGUUACUCAUGACUCUACUUUUCUUUUGCAAAUUAUUCAUUCGGAUGUUUGGCAAUCGCCUAUUUUAUCUAAUCUAGGUUACAAGUAUUAUGUUUCCUUUAUUGAUGAUUUUUUUCGUUAUACUUGGAUCUAUCCCAUGCGUAGAAAAUCUGAAGUUUUUACUCAUUUUUUAAAUUUUCAAACUCUGGUUGAAAAUCUUUUAAAUCAUAAAAUUAAAAUUUUUCAGAGUGAUGGGGCUGGUGAAUUUGACAAUUCUAUGUUUCACCAACAUUUUUUAAAAUCUGGAAUUUUAUUUAGAAAGUCUUGCCCGGACACUCCGGCUCAAAAUGGUGUGGCAGAACGGAAACAUAAACAUCUAUUUGAAUUAACUAGGACUGUGUUGAUAGAUUCUUCUAUUCCUGGGAAUUUUUGGGUAGAUUCCCUUUAUACAGCUACGUUAAUUAUAAACCGCCUACCCACACCUAUUUUGAAUGGACUCACUCCUUACGAAAAACUUUUUAAUAAAAUUCCAGAUUACAAUUUUUUGCGUGUGUUUGAUUGUUCAUGUUUUUCUAAUUUUAUUGCUGCCUCACACAAUAAACUCUCACCACGCUCCAUACAUUGUGUCUUUCUUGAGUAUGCUCCUGGCUAUAAAGGGUAUCGAUGUUUUUCACCGGGUUGUGUUAAUGUCAGUAGGGAUGUAAUUUCUAUGAAAAUGAUUUUCCAUAUUUGACUUUAGUCAACAAACCCAUCCCACCGGCCUCCGGCCUCAGCUCCUCCUGGCUAUCUACCUCGGUUCGACCUGACCAUCAAAACACCCCUGCUUUGCCGUCAUCACCAACAACCCAUACCACCCCAUUAUCUCCUUCGGCCAGUCCAGUUUUACCACCGUCAUCCCCACCUGCUUCCCAACACUAACUCCUCCUCCCAGACCAGUCCAACACCAACUCAUUCUCCCAGACCAGUCCCCCCAGUUCUCCUUCGCCCAACACCAACUCAUUCUUCCAGACCAGCCCCCUAGUUCUCAUUCGCCCGAGCCGUCCCCAAUUCCUGUUCCCAGUCCGAGCUCCUUGUCCUUGACACCUACUGUUCCAAGACCCAACGUCCACCCUAUGCAAACAUGUGCUAAGACCGGCAUUUUUAAACCAAAAACAAUCUUUACGUUGAGCGUCUUUUCUCCCCCAGAUGAUCCCACUUGCUUCACACAGGCAAAUAAAAAUGUUGUUUGGCGAGCUGCCAUGGCGGAUGAAUUUAAUGCUUUAAUUGCUAACAAAACAUGGGAUUGAGUGCCUUGGGACCAUACAAAAAAUGUGGUUGGUUGUAAGUGGAUUUAUAAGACAAAAUAUUUUUCUGAUGGGUCUGUUGAGCGCCAUAAAGCUCACCUUGUUGCUCAGGGUUUUAAACAACAGGCUGGUAUUGAUUUUACAGAAACUUUUAGUCCUGAUGAUAAACUUCGUCUUGUUCUAUUUGUUGUUGUGUCAUUUGGUUGGUCUGUUCGUCAACUUGAUGUGAAAAAUGCUUUCCUACAUGGUUACCUGACUGAGGAUGUUUAUAUGCAUCAACCUCCGGGUUUUGUUCAUCCAUCCUUUCGUAACAAUGUGUGUCGUCUCAGGAAAUCACUUUAUGGCCUUAAACAGACUCCUCGUGCAUGGUUUCACAGAUUUAGUGGUUUCUUACUCAGUCAGGGUUUUACUCAGAGUAAAUCUGAUUCCUCCAUGUUCAUAUAUCGCUCCCAGUCCCAGGUGGUGUACAUUCUAUUAUAUGUUGAUGAUAUAUUAAUUACAGGGUCUUCUGUGUCUUUUGUUCAGUCUAUUAUUAACAUCCUGUCUCUCCAAUUUGCAAUGAAAGAUUUGGGGGACAUUCAUUAUUUUUUGGGGAUUCAGGCAAAUCGCACGCCCAAGGGCCUAUUUCUUUCUCAGGCUAAGUACAUCUUUGAUUAUGUUGUGUCGUUUUCAUCUCCAUACUGUUAAGCCUGUACGUACACCACUUCCCUCUCGCACUACACUCUCUCUCACAGAUGGGGAACUCUUAAGUGAUGUUACUGAGUACCGUAGUAUGGUGGGUGCUUUACAUUACAUAUGAUGUUCAUCUGGUAUCUCAGUUUAUGCAUUUACCACGCACCUCACAUCUGUUAGCUGUCAAAAGAAUUUACAGGUAUUUGCAGGGCACUUCCACUCAUGGACUAUGGUUGCGUUCCGACAAGCAGAUCUCUGUUAAUGUAGCAUAUUCUGAUGCUGAUUGGGCAGGCUGUCCGGACAGUUCUCGCUCAACCACUGGUUAUGCCGUAUUUUUGGGGAACAAUUUGAUUUCUUGGCGCUCAAAGAAGCAACCCACAGUGUCAAAAUCCUCCACCGAAGCUGAGUACCGAGCUAUAGCACAUACUGUCCAAGAUACCAUUUUUAUUCGCUCUUUACUCGCAGAUAUGGGCAUCUUUAUCUCUAAACCAGUUCAGCUGCAUUGUGAUAACGUCUCUGCUUCUUACCUGGCUGUGAAUCCCAUUCCGCAUGAUCACAGCAAACAUAUUAAAAUUGAUUAUCAUUUUGUUCGUGAGCGCGUGGCACAUGGUGAUCUUCAAGUGAAAUACAUUCCAACCCAGUUUCAGCUAGCAGAUAUUUUUACUAAAAAUUUAUCUAGUCAACGUUUUGAAUUUUUACGUUCCAAUCUGCGCGUUAUUUCCCCUGCACAGAUUGAGGGGAUGUAAUAAUGUAAGUCUAAGGACUUCUAUGUAAACACUUAAACUCUUGGUUUUAGUAUAAAUACAUCAUCAAGGCUCCCUAAGGGGCAAGCCAUUAUUUCCC